Astrephomene gubernaculifera is the source of this 1028-nucleotide messenger RNA. NCBI's taxonomy places the organism in Eukaryota, Viridiplantae, Chlorophyta, Chlorophyceae, Chlamydomonadales, Astrephomenaceae. The record is from the annotation of a GenBank genome assembly.
AUCUGUCUUGUCGUACGGCAUGCCGUACAGGUACUACUUUGAGAACAACGCCACCGGCGCCUUCACGGAUGCGGAGAUCGCCAAGAUCAAGUCCACAUCCCUCCGCGACAUCAUCCUGCGCAACACUGGCAUCAAGGUGCUGCCACAAGACAUCUGGCACGUCAACCCCGACCAGCCUUGGCCCACCCCCGCAGCAGCGGCAGCGGCGGCCGGCUCCAACGCCUCCGGCCCGCCGUCAGGUGGCCAGAUGGUGACGCUGGCGGGAGGCAGGUACGGGCUGGGCUGGCGGUUCCUGACGGAGGGCGGCAACGAGAUGGUGGAGUUCACGGUGACGGUCAAGGGCAGCGGCUGGGUGGGUCUGGGUGUGGCCGCGUCCCCCAGCAGCUUCAUGACCGAUGCCGACAUCAUCAUGGCGCGGGUGGGCCCGGACGGCAGCAUGCAGGUGGAGGACAUGUGGGCCACCACCUUCGCACCGCCCACACCCGACACCGCGCUGGGCUGCAGCAACGACGUGAAGCUGGUGUCUGCCAAUCGGACCUCUGGCGGCUCCACCACCGUCACCUUCCGCCGCCCGCUGGCCGCCACUGACCCGCGCUGCGACCGGGCCAUUGUCAAGGACGCCAGCAAUGUGCUGAUCUACGCAUACAACCCCGACAGCGAUGACAUCAAGAAGUAUCACGGUUCCAGCAACCGCGGCGCCACGACCCUCACGCUCUCCUCUUCCGGCGCUAGCGGCCCCGCUGUCCCCGCUGCUGCUGCCGAGGUGGUGUCCAGCGGCGCCUCCAGCAGCUACCGCACCAUGCGCACCCACGGUAUCCUGAUGGCCACCGCCUUCUGCCUGCUGCUGCCGCUGGCGUUCCUGAUGAUCAAGCUGAAGAACGCCGCCCAGGUCGCCGGCAGCAGCCCCGCGCUGGUGCAGACACUCUUCUACGCUCACAUCCUGUGCAACGCCACUGCAGUGGUGCUGGCGGCUGCGGCGUUGGGCCUCAACUUCUCCCGCCUCAAGGGUCUGGACUACCGACAAGUCC